CUAGUCACUUUGUAGAAAUAUGAGAUUUUUGUGUCCUUAAUUGUCCAACUAUUGACCUGCUGUAUGACUUCCUAUAUAUGAACCUACAGGUCUGUGGGGACAAACGAUUCUUGAUGGAGGAGAUGACAAAGUUACCUAACAUCACCACCUUGGGACUGGUCGUAUUGGCCUGUGGACAUUCGUUUGGAGCCGGCUCAUUCCAUGUUCUCAAGAUGUCUAGUGGUAUAAGAGAGCUGACGCUUCAACUUGUCACUCGGAGCGACUGUAAGGCAUUUGCUGUGUGCCAAUCAGGUUGCAUUUGUGCUGAGCCAUCAAACUGGGAAACCGAGGACCUCGUGCUACCUUGCCUCAAAGAAUUAGCAAUCAAUGACCUGAGAGGAACUGAACAUGAACUCGCUCUUGUGAAAAGGUUAUUCAAGUGGGCAACAAUGCUAGAAAGGGUGGCAGUAAUUUUCGAGGACUCGAUCGCUGAAAGCAACUGUGAAGAGUUGCGCCGGUUGCUACUAAGCUUCUCUAGGCCAGCAAUAUGUAUGAAAUUCUCGCAUGGAGGAUGUUUGCCAUUUGACUAGGGCACCAGCUUUGCCGAUUUGCUAUGGUUGUCAGUUCAGUGGGCCUACUUUUGUGAGACUGAACUUUGGUACAGCUUGUUUAGGUCCCGCAACUUGUUUCCAGUUUUUCUGAGA
Triticum dicoccoides is the source of this 683-nucleotide messenger RNA. RefSeq lists its product as uncharacterized. The transcript has 2 exons. Lineage: Eukaryota; Viridiplantae; Streptophyta; Magnoliopsida; Poales; Poaceae. The coding region runs from base 78 to 569 and encodes 163 amino acids. The record is from RefSeq and is a predicted model, not a curated record.